UAUUAGUCUUCACAAUGAGAACCAUACAUGGUGUAUUAUUAUUUUUACAUUUUGCUAUUAUGUUAGGUUCAGUCUGUUGUGAUGAAGUACAUAAUCAAAUACUCUUGCUACAGGAAUUUUCGGAAAGUAUGAGUUGUUGGAAAAAUGUGGAUGUAUUAUCAAGAAAAGUAUUAUUUAAUAACAUAAUCACAUCGAUAAACGAGUUACUUCGUGUACCACUAAGUACAAAACAAUUAAAAAAAGAACUCAUCACAAGGUCAAAUGCAUACGAACUUUCAAACUUAAUGAAUACCGUCUUAAAUUGUGAGUAUACCGAAUUAAAUAGUGUUUUUGUCAAACAGAUUAAUGAUUAUCUGAAAAUCUGUAAGCCCGAAGAUUCAUAUAAUAUUCCGAUUAAAGAUCGAAAAAAUAAUUUUAUAAAAACACCCGAAUUGUUAGAAAAAUACCGAUCUUGUACAGAAAAAGCGUAUCGAGCUUUACAAUCGUUCACAAAUAACAUUUCCGAAAUGCUAUUAACGUUAACUGGAAUACUGAAAAAUAUGGACAUUAACUACGUAUCAGAUAAGCAAAACUAUAUACAAAUUUUAAUGAAUUGGUACUUGCAUUUGUACAGUUUCGUUAAUAUUGAAUUUCCAAAAGGAUUCGAAAGCCAGAGUGGAAUUAAAAUUGCAGGAGAAUCAAUAAAAUAUAACUCAAAUAAAAUGUUUGUGUUCUUAGAAAAUUAUGUAGAUACAAUGAAGAUCAUAGGAAUUCAAACAGAAAUUGCUUUAAAAGAAUAUUAUUUAAAAAAUUGUCCACAUUCCAUUAAUACAUAUAAUACGGACAAAUCAAAUACAAUUCCUACUUUUUUGGAAACUGUUCAGACCAAUAUCGCUCCGUUCGUUUAUCAUCCAUUCGUGAAAACUGGUAAUGUGUUUAAUAUGUACAGUGACAAACACAUAACACUACUACAAACGAUUAAAUAUAAUAACAUUUUUGUUGCUUCAUGGGAAAACGACGUUGAAUCAUUGGCCGUAGAAGAUAUUUUGAACAACUAUGUUAAACCUACUAAGGACAUACGGGUUCUUUUAAAAUACGAACUACUUAUUCUUGAUUUAAUGGAAAAUAUCGUUUAUGCUAGAGUGUUGUGUGAUUUGGAGAACAUAAUAAAAUAUCAAACCGACGAAACUAUAAAUAGUCGAUAUGAACAUCUACAAAACACAUUUAAAAAUUAUUUAUCGAAAUUGCAAUCUUCUUACUAUCCAUCGAUAUUCGUGAAAAACAUGAUACAAUUUGGUUUUUUAUUGAAAGAGGUUAUUUUUCAUUUGACGCAAACAAAUUUUUCAAAGAACGAGUAUGGAAUUAAGAUGUUGGAACAGAUAAAAUUUUUCACUUGGAUACGUUUCCCACAAAACGUAGUCUGGUAUAAUAAUAUCUCAAAUACUGAGAAAAAACCUCUUUAUGUUGAAAUAAAAUCAUUGGCUGAUUUCCUAAAUCUCUUCGUCAUAGAUCGGAUAAAUGAUACGUAUCUUAACCGGGGCAUUAUGAACCUACUUUGUGGUAAAUCAUGUAUAAUUAUACCUGAACGUUUUGAGUACGCUGUUGACUAUAAGAUCAUGUUCUUUAAGUGGGAAACAGAAUUGAACAGUAAAUGUGAAACUUGUACACUUUUAAAUUCUUUAAAACCGUAUACAAAUUCUGUUAUCGAAUCGAGUAAUAACCUACAAAUUACUCUAAAAAAUGUACAAAAAUCACUAAUAGAUGGUCAUAAAAUCGAGAAAAGUUUAGAUAGAAAUUUAGAGGAAAAGGUUCAAAAUAAUAUUAGCGAUUUUAAAAAAUCAGUUAUAAAUCUCAAAGUUACGCUUAUUGAAUUCUUUCUAGAGGGUUAUGAAUAUUUCAUUUCGGAUAGAGAUAUUGAAAAUACUUUUCGAAAAAUGUUGUUUACGUACAUUUUCAACGUCGAAACCGUCGUUUUAUUCGAGGAUGGAUUUGAAUUACCUUCUGAUGUAAUGAGUUUAGAUUCCAGUAUUCAUAAUCUUAAGUCUUUUCAUUCUAUAUUAUUAUCGUAUUUAGAAUUAUAUUAUCUCUUGCUGUGUGAAAAUCGUUUUGCAGAAAAAGGUGUAGAGUUACCCUUACCUACAGCUUCGAGAAAAGCUAGUAUAGAUUUUAGAGAAAAUAACGUUAUGAUCGAUAUUCUUAAUAGAACGUUCGUAUCUGAAAACAAGUCAACGUUAUUAAUAGCCAAAAACCUCGAAAGUGAUAUCAGUCGCUGUUUCAAUGUGAUAAAAUUAUGUCAAAAUUUUAUUUCCAGUACUGACAGCAAAUUCGAUGGUCAUCACAUACGACUUUCUUGGUACGGAAAACCAAAAACUGUCGGUGAAGUCAAUACCGAAUUGUUUGAAAAUAUAUUCGACCUUCAGGAUAUUGUCGAAUACCAAUUAUUGAUUGUUAGGUGGAUCAUGUGUUCGCUGAUUUCCAGACUUUUAAAAAUUCUAAAUCAUAUCAAACCCCUAUUAGCCCUCUUAAAUGAUUAUGAUGAACGUAAAACAUUGAUAACCAAGUUUCUGGAAAAUCUGCAUUAUGUGGACGAUUUGCUCAGAGUUAAUAGUAUUAAUUCUAGAUCAUUUUCAUACGGUGUUGAUAUUAUUAAGGAAAUUAUCCAAAAUAAUCAUAUGGAAUAUAAAAUCGAGAACAUAAUAUCAUUUUUCGUUGAAGAUCUCACGUUGUACGGAAUUUUACAAAAAACUCCGUCUUUGUUAUCUGAAGACUUAUCUGCAGAUUUAAUUUUAAAAUUGGUUAUGUACACGUCGUCGGAUAUAGAUCAUUUAAGGUCGUCUGACUUUCCAAAGAUAAUUAGUGUCUUAGGAUUAAACGAAAUAUUAAGUGGAAGCCAGAAAUCCUUUAUGGUGUCCAACCGUGUGUACGCCUUGAUCAAGAUGCCGAAAACAGUGGAUGGUGAAACAAAUUCAAAUUAAAUAACUACAAUGAUUAUAAAUAAAUCUUAAUAUUAAAAAAUGUAUUUUAAUUGAUUCUUUGUAAACGAACACCAGAGUAAGCAGUUUAUAUUUUAAUGCGUGAUUAAAGUUAUAGCAACUAUCGCAUCAGACGGGAACGUUUUGUAUACAUUUUGUAUAUAUAGGUAUAGGUGAUGAAUAACCUCAUUGCGAUAUUUCGAAAAGUAUUAAUUUUUUCGCUUUUUUGAUUUUAAUAUUGUUUUUUAAGCAC
Messenger RNA from Cinara cedri, 3204 nucleotides. The record is from the annotation of a GenBank genome assembly. NCBI's taxonomy places the organism in Eukaryota, Metazoa, Arthropoda, Insecta, Hemiptera, Aphididae.